Fonsecaea multimorphosa CBS 102226 is the source of this 1167-nucleotide messenger RNA. RefSeq lists its product as uncharacterized. The record is from RefSeq and is a predicted model, not a curated record. Lineage: Eukaryota; Fungi; Ascomycota; Eurotiomycetes; Chaetothyriales; Herpotrichiellaceae. Gene Ontology annotation, molecular function: triacylglycerol lipase activity. Bases 1 to 1167 code for a protein of 388 amino acids. The transcript has a single exon.
AUGCCAUGGAGGGCCUUGCGCCGCAUUCAUGCUGGAAUUGGAAUGCCAUUGACAUGGAGACGACCACAUACACGUGUAGUGUCGGAAGAUGUCUUGGGCCUCGGCUCAACUCGAGGUCAUCAGCGUGUCCAGGUACGAGAUGAAUCAACAUCCACCAAACAAUCAUUUUCGACCGGUCCGAAGGCGACCACCGGUGACCAACCUUCGGAUCAACAAAGCAAAAACAUCCCCUCGUACGACCCGGACAGUUCCAGCUCUCUCGCCGACGUUGGGCGGCUCAUCGUCGACGAGUAUGCGCACCUCCGCGCCGACUACGUGACGCCCAAGUAUCCGAUCGUGCUGGCUCACGGACUAUUGGGGUUCGACGAGUUGCGGAUUGCGGGGGAUCUGCUGCCCGGGAUCAGUUACUGGCGGGGGAUCAAGGAGGCGUUUUCAGCGAGGGGGAUUACGUGCAUCACGACGACGGUGCCCCGAACGGCGUCGAUCGCCGAGCGCGCGGAGGUGCUGAUGGACCAGAUCGCACGGAGACUAUCUACCCUGGACACCACCGAUACGAGCGGGAGCAGCAGUAACGGUGGGGGAAAGGACGUGAACAUCAUCGCGCACAGCAUGGGCGGCCUGGACGCGCGGUACAUGAUCUCCCGCCUCUCGCCUCCGCCCUCCUUAUUCCGCGUCCGCUCCCUCACCACCGUCGCCACGCCUCACCGGGGCAGUUCCGCCGCGGACAUGCUGAUGCGCGACAUCGGACCCGACCUCCUGCCUCGAAUCACCCGACUCCUUUCCCGCAUGAACGUCUCCUCGGACGCCUUCUCCCAGCUCACAACCAAAUACGUCACUCAGAACUUCAACCCGCGCACCCCCAACGAUCCCGCGGUCAAGUACUUCUCGUACGGCGCCAGCGCGACUCCCCACCUGUUGAGCGUGUUUCGUCUCAGCCACGACCUUAUGAACGUGAUUGAGGGGCCCAACGACGGGCUCGUGAGUGUCAGGAGCGCGAAAUGGGGCGAGUACAAGGGCACAUUGGCGGGAGUCACGCACCUGGAUCUGAUCAAUUGGACGAACCGGCUGAAGAAGAUGGCCAGUCGGCUGGGUCUGGUGGAGGAGAAGUUCAAUGCCGUCGCCUUUUAUUUGGCCGUUGCUGAGGAGUUGGCCAAGGAAGGGUUCUAA